Molecule: messenger RNA, 2778 nt
Organism: Rhizoctonia solani
Lineage: Eukaryota; Fungi; Basidiomycota; Agaricomycetes; Cantharellales; Ceratobasidiaceae
Exons: 2
Coding region: 1-2778 (925 amino acids)
Source: RefSeq, a predicted model, not a curated record
AUGAAGUCACUUGUUGCUUUACUCGACAGAAAGAAAAAGGAUAGGGCUAAUACACUCGUUCAAGUUCCCUUUCCCUCCACUCUUCCUCAUUCUAAUGUGAACCAAGAUGGGUCAACUUCUACACAUGGCGCUCGCAGGACCAGUACGCCAUCAUCGUUUUUGCGACCAUCACAGCAGCAUAGGACUGUGUCCGACAGUGGCCAUAUGCACCGUCCACUCUUGUCCGAACCUUCGCCCUACUUGCGAGACCACUCGCCCGCACAAAAUGCUUCUUACUACACGGAUUCAGACGAUAGUAUACUCGUCGAUCCAUUCGCUCCUUCACCUACCAAAUUACCCAAACCAACCCACGACCUUCAUCACCAUCCUUGUCCUAGAAGAGGAUCUGAACCUAACGCAGCAAAUACGCGCGCCCCAAGUUCAUAUCGCUUUCGUUCCUCGCAGGAGCCAAGUACUUUGCCGGUUUCAGUAGACGAACCCCCACUGCAAUCAGGGGUUGCAGAGCCCCCGGGCAGAAAGGGGGGCUGGUUGCGUGAGCGACGGAGCCUGACUAGUUUACUUCGGUCGCAGCAACCGCACACCCCUGCUACGCCUGUGCCAACUGUACCACUCCUGCCUAAUCGGACUUCAGAACGGAAGCCGUCCUUACUCUUCUCCCGGACACGCAGUGGAAGCACACCCACUACCGCUCAAACAGCUGAACGCGCGCAUACACCCAGACAACCAUCGACGGGGCCGGGGUCCAUUCAGUUGCCAUUAUCUGCCAAUUCCCAGUCCCACGCAACUGACGCCGAGUCCAAGCAUGGGGCACCGUAUCGAAGAUCUGUUCCUUUGAAUUUAAUAUCCCCCUCUCAGUCUGAUUCUCCCGACUCUUGGGUAUGCGUCGGUGCAAUCGGCCGGGGAUCAGAUUUACCUACUUCGCCGGUCAGACGGAGAGCAGUAUCUGUCCCUCUUCCGCCCCAGCAAUCAACGGAACCGCUUCCGCCCAUGCCAAAUGCCCAAUUCACCAGACAUGACCCGAAGUCCGAGGCUGACCGUUCUGCCGGCGUAUCAUCGGAGCCCGUCCGUAUGCGCCGCCCAGAAGCUUCUACAGAACGUAACUCGCGUCACAGACACGAUGGACAUGGAAUGAAAUCGGCACUCGCAUCAGCGCCAGGCCUGGAGAAAUCAAGUGUACAAACGCAGUCUGGGCAACAAACUAGGCCAACCCCGCAGCAUGGCAAGCAACCGUCGGUGGGGACAUCGGAAAGUUUGGCUCUCAAAUCCGCUUUGAAGCAUCGUCCGACUGAGACGAGCCAAAUCCAGUCGAAUGUACUUCUCCGGCCAGUUAAACCCCUGAAGAUACACAAGCGGGAGACUGUCCCUUCGAAAGCGGACCAGUCACAGCUUCCAACUCCAUCUUCAGAGAGCAGUCUUAAUAAUCUUCACUACGCCUCCCUUGUUUGCAAGGAUGGAGCACGAACUACGACACACCACAAGAGUAUUAGUGGAUCAUCCUUAGGACGCAGUUUGAAUGAGCUAUCAGUUGACUCGCAAGGUGCCUCCACCACGGAGGAUAGACCUGUUACUUCUUCAGCGACGUCCAGCUCAUUCAAUAGCAUCAUGAAGGGCCACGGUUUAUCUGGCAGCGAUUCCCGUUCACUUCCGGUACUGGACAAUAUCUGGGGCUCUUUUAUUUCUGAAACAGCCUUUGGUGGUUCACUCCCGCCUAGCCCUGUCGCACCCGUUAGUGCUGGGAGGCGAGAGUUAAUAUCGCAAGAAACUCAGGACCGAGGACGAAGUGCAUCUACUCACACAAAUCUGUACGGCGCCAAUAAUUCGUCCGUUUUGCACUCCGAGAACCUUCAGAAGCCUGGGUCAGCCCCUCCAUCUCAACCUCCCCUGGCGGAUUUGCCGCCGGUUCCGGCAAGGAAACGUUCAGUGCUUACAACAUCGUCUGGUAGUAAAGAUAGUCAUAGCUCCACAAAUGCAACCGCUCCUUUGACACCGCCCACUUCUCCUACCGAGGAGACAGUGCUCCAAGGGCUUGAGUAUGCCAUGGCUCCGUCGAGCUCUGCCAACCUCUCAAGUUAUUCCAGAAACAAAAGUUCGGUAUCUCGUCAACACCUAGGGCCGAGACUUGCUCGGAGUGCCUCCUCGCCUUCGAUUCGCCCUUCUGCAUCUCCUGAAAUCGGGCAUAGACCAACCAACAGUCACAUCACUGGAGAAAAAUCCUAUCACUCCUCGAAACCCCAGAACUCUCGUUCGACUUUACCUUUACGGACAUUACAAACUAGUUUGGAACCUAUCCCAAAUCCAGGAGCGCUCGUCGCUGUGCUCCCCGAGGUCCUCGAUUUGAUAACAUCCGAUCUGAGAGAAUCGAGCGGCCCACCCACAACACCUGUUCAUAACCUCCGUCCAUCCCGAAAAGGCAGUGUCUAUACGGUGGCACCAGAAUGCUCUGCUAUGGGCACAACUACCCAGAUUUCAGGCCCCGCACCAGCUGGAGUUCCCAAAUUUACUCCGGACAUGUUUCCUCCGGCACCAUUGAAUCAAGGCUUGUCACAGGAAGAGAAGACGACGAGCGCGAUGAACAACGAAGAUCUGGAAGCGGCGAAACCAGAUCAAUGCGAAGAAUCGUUGUUGACGCCGCCCGUUACGCCGGCAUGGGUCGUACACGUGUUCGACACGGAUAUAGAGGACAGCUUGGAGUUUGGUAGAAUGGAACACGAUGCAUCUGGGUAUGUCCAUCUUCGUGACCCGUGGAAUAUCGUUGUUGAUGCCCUUUAUUCAUAUUAG